CCCCCAACCUACCGCCUCCCAGAAACUCCCCGGAAACCCUUCACACCGCGGGAAUACCAGCACACCGAACUGAAACACCCACCAACGCAGCCCCCGAUUCCCCACUUCGAACUUUAUCCCCCUCCCCAUUUACACUUCUCUUUGCACAACUCUAUCACGUCAAAGAAGCAAAAGAAAAAAAUGAUCUCCCAUCGAAAACCUUAG
This is a messenger RNA of Bipolaris victoriae FI3, 204 nucleotides long. RefSeq lists its product as hypothetical. The annotation marks the transcript as partial. The record is from RefSeq and is a predicted model, not a curated record. Lineage: Eukaryota; Fungi; Ascomycota; Dothideomycetes; Pleosporales; Pleosporaceae. The transcript has a single exon.